This is a messenger RNA of Vespa crabro (European hornet), 3706 nucleotides long. It is a transcript of the gene BicC, whose product is annotated as protein bicaudal C. The transcript has 14 exons. Gene Ontology annotation, molecular function: RNA binding; protein binding. NCBI's taxonomy places the organism in Eukaryota, Metazoa, Arthropoda, Insecta, Hymenoptera, Vespidae. Gene Ontology annotation, cellular component: cytoplasm. The record is from RefSeq and is a predicted model, not a curated record. Bases 837 to 3167 code for a protein of 776 amino acids.
UAGUCAGUCAGUCGUGCCAGCGAGCCGGUCGCGUUAAAAUCGUAACCGAGAAAGUAUACGUGCAACAUUGUGUGAAAGGUAGAUUCGAAAACCGCCGGUUAUAGCGAUCGGUUGGUUAUCGUUUCUCCCAUAUUUAAUUAACGUAUAUAAAGUUUAUUAAAACGAGUGAGAACAUUGAUUGAUCGAAACUCAAUGGGAGAAGAAAAAAAAAAAAAGAAAAAAAAGUGUAUAAUAUUAUAGUGUUAUCGUGAAUUGAUUUGUUCUUUUUUUCACGCACAUAUAUUUUUUUAACGGAGCUCAGAAAAGAUUCGAGUUUUUCGAGUCGUCAAGGCACGUUUUUAAGAGUUGGCGAUGUCCUGCGGUGAUCCACCGCUGCGGUGAAAGUAAAAGCCGGUGCGCGUUGCUGCUGCUGCUGCGGUGUUCGUUUUAGUCGCACGUCGCCCUCUUUGCCGAGGUGUCUCGUUAUCGUUAUCGUGAAAGUUGCGACGAGGUCGCAACGUGUCGUUGUCCCCCCCCUCCACCACCCUCUUCGCCCACCCACCCUCUCUCUCUCUCUCUCUCUCUUUCUCUCUUACUCCAAUCCCAAUCUAAUCCAACAGGACGAGAAAGGAUCUUAUUAGUGUUUGAGGAUAAGCCAUUUUAUUUCCUUCUCUCACUUUCCUUCUUUCUCUUUUUUCUCUCUCUCUCUCUCUCUCUCUCUCUCUUUUCUUUCUUUCUCUUUUUCUUUCUGACUCAUAAGAGAACGUUUUAUCCUUUCUUUUCCUCACCCACAUCUUCGUGAGUUUAAUAUACUACAGGCCGUAGAGCGGAGGACAUCAGGGCCGUAUAACCCGAAAAUGACCGUGGUUAUGGAGGAAACGAAUACCUUUGUAAUGUGGCCGUCGCGUUUGAAGAUCGGUGCAAAAUCGAAAAAAGAUCCACACAUAAAGGUCGCAGGUCGUCCAGAUGACGUGCGAACAGCUAAGGAAAAGAUAAUGGAGAUUCUAGACACUAGGCAAAACAAUAUAGUGACCAUGAAAAUGGAUGUCAGUUAUACCGACCAUUCACACAUUAUCGGAAAGGGUGGACUGACGAUUAAACGAGUGAUGGAGGAAACUGGAUGCCACAUUCAUUUCCCAGAUAGUAACCGCAGUAAUCAUCAAGAGAAGAGCAAUCAAGUUUCCAUUGCUGGAGAAAUCGAUGGCAUUGAGCGCGCCCGUGCACGAGUUAGGAAUCUUACGCCGUUGAUAUUUUCUUUUGAAUUGCCAAUAAUGGGAGCAUCACAACGUACUCCGGACGCGACUUCGCCUUACGUAGUAAAGAUACAAGAGAAAUACAACGUUCAAGUGAUGCUACGUACCAGACCGAAAUUGCACGCCACGUUGGUUCUCGUCAAGGGUUGCGAGUGGGAAGUUUCGCAAGUAAAGGAGGCGACCAUACUCUUGAUUCACUAUAUGUGCGAAAACUUAGCUAGUCAAAUUCAAGUACAAAUGUCGAUGGAGAUAUCGCCGCAUCAUCACAGCAUUGUUCUUGGUAAAUCAAGUAGCAAUCUUAAGAUGAUAAUGCAGAGAACAUCGACACAAAUCAUGUUUCCCGAUGCCAGCGAUCCGAAUAUUCCUAGUUUGAAAAAGAGCAAUGUUACUAUUAUCGGUGGUAUUCACAAUGUUUACUUGGCCCGGCAACAAUUGGUCGGAUCUCUACCACUGGUACUUAUGUUCGAUGUCCCUAAGGAUUACAUGUCGUCGAUCGAUACAGAAACAAUUUCACAAUUGAUGCAAUCCCUCGACGUGUUCAUAAACGUGAGGCACAAGCCAAAGCAAAGUACAUUUUCCGUGAUUAUCAAGGGAAUCGAAAGAAAUGCCAGCAACAUUUACGAAGCCAGAAAACAACUUCUUGGCUUGGAGGAGCCAAGAGUUAAUGCUGAAAUACCAACCACUUAUCACAUUCCAAAUGCUGGCAAUAUUUUUCAAGGAAACGCCACGAAUGGUAACGGUACGAAUGCUAUCAAUUGUGGUAUACCGGAGAGUUUGUCGAACAUGUUGACCGUGAACACACAGAAUUUACCAUGCUGUGUUUCUCCAAUGUCACAUUCACCUAAUCCAAUGGGACUUUCACCACAUUGGAGUUUACCACCAAUUCCGUCCAUGUUUUCAUCGUUACCAAUUCAUCAUCCAUAUCCUUACGGGCAUUUAAAUCACCUGUUAACGACGCAGCACAUGAUGCACAACAACAUGAUGGCCCAUUCUCACGGAAUAUCGAAUCAUAUCCUGAAUGAUAUUGGACAAAUUCAUCCUACUUUAUCGACAGGCUUGCAUGGAAUUCAUGGAAUGGCAAAUAGUUUGUCGGAUAGCAAGGAAGGCAGUGCUUAUUCCUCAUUGAGUAGCGUUUCAAGCUCUUUGUCUAGUCCAGCUAUUAGCCCUAGAAAUUUAUCACCGGUGAAUCCAACAGUGACUAAUCCUAAUUUAGACUUGUCGAGUAUGCUAUCAGAUCUCUCGGUGUCCGAUCGUCGAGCACCAGGCUGUGAAAAGAAAUCGUUAGAGAUGGCCGCCCAACAGAAUCUUACGCCUUCCGAUUACGAGCAGAAGAAGAUGAUGGCCGUUCUAGCUGUACAAAAUAAACCAAACACUUCGGAGUAUCGAGUACCAACGUCGACUUGGUCAGGUUAUGGUCUGAGUCAGACUAUUGCUCCGUUAUCAUCGACUGAACUGAACAAGGAGUUGUCUUCGUCUGAUCCAUUCUACUUAUGGGAAGAACCAAUGACACCUGUGUUAAAUACAAACAUGGACUUUGGUAUCGGCUCGAGUAAAGAUCGGAUUGGUCAAAUCGGUUCUACUUCGAAUUACAUGGAUCACACACCGACCUCGCAUUUAAAAAAGAUAACAUCCCAACGAUAUACCGAUCUUGCUAGUAUGUUAACAAGCGUUGGCCUUGAGAAAUAUAAUCGCCUGUUCACGUCGCACGAAGUGGACAUGGCUACGUUUCCAUCACUGACGGAAAAGGACCUCUGCGAGAUCGGAAUAAGUGCUUGGGGUGCAAGACGUAAAAUAAUGCUAUUGAUUUCGGAAAUGAACAAACGAAGUAAUCCAUUUAGCGGUAGCGCUGCACCAGGUGCGGAACGAAAAGCAACCGCAUCGACAGCGGCGGCAUCCACGUCUCUCGAGAAAUGCACGCUCGAUACCAAAUGGUAAAGGAAGAUGCAACAAGUGAAGUAUAUAAAUGAAAGGAAAAAAAAAAAAAGAAAAAAGAAAAAAAAAAGAAAGAAAGAAGGAAAGAAAACAAAACUAUGUAACACAGGUAACACAAGUAACGCGGACGUCAUACGUAAACGAUAAUAAUCGUAUGCGUCGAGAAAACGACCCGGAAUUAUGAGACAGGGUAAAAAUCAAAUAGGGAAAAAGAAAAAAGAAAAAAAAUAUAAUGAAAGAAACAGAAUAAUAAUAUUGCAAAUUCGAACAUAGAAAUGAAAAUAUUUACGAGGAAAAAUUCAAUUCGAACGGACAUGAUUCGUCGUUAUUUGAAUUACAACGAUGGGGAUUAAAUUCGAUCAUGUUAGGUAUCCUCCUAGUUCGUGAAAUGAUAUAAUUUCAAGAAGACGAAUCUAUCCGACUCGGCGGACAAGAGCACUCUGACCGAAAGUAAUUACGAAGAAAUAGAAAAGAAAAGAAAAGAAAAGAAAGGAAGAACGGGGAUUGAAAAAUACGAAACGAAAAGAAAACUUAUAUAACAA